UUCUCCACAGCAGCAUGAGCGCAAGCAGCAUGAGAAGCGAUCAGCCGGUUCUUCCGUUUCAGAGGACUUCCGUGUUUACAUGUCUGCAGCAGGCACCGAUCCCUCAUGGCUUUCAUUACGAAGAAGGAUCGCAGCAAAGAACGAUUUUCGCUGCUGCUGCUGGAUCUGGAGGAACAUUAUUUUGAACAGCACACUGCAUAUAAUCUGACCGCCAGAGGUCAGGAGGCAAACAGACGAACCAGUGGCUCACUAAAAAUCUGUUCCAAAUCAAUCAUUUUUGAACCCGAUGAUGCUGUUAAGCCUAUCUUAAAGAUUCUUCUGAAAGACUGCAAAGGAAUAGGAGCAGUGGAAGAAACAGGCCACAACCCAUUUAUAGAAAGUAAACCUGCCUGUAUUCUUAUAGAAACCAAGCAGAUUUAUCUAAUUAAAGAAGAAAACGUGGUUGCUCCAUAUAAAUAUGAAAGGGGAGAAAAAAGGGUCACAUUCCAAUUGGAGGUGCCGGGAAAAACAGAGGAUGUUGUUCAGAUCUUAUUACAGUUACACAGAGCAUCCUGUCUGGAUAAGCAGGGUGACCAGACAGCAAUGGUUGCAGCUAUUCUGCAGUCCAGGUUAGCAAGAACACGUUUCGAUAAAAACAGUUUUCAGAAUGUAACAGAAAACCCACACAUGGAGUGUGUGGCAGAAAUGGUUUCUCCUUUGGUGACAAACGCUGGUCACGUUUGCAUCACUGAUUGCAAUCUUUACUUCCAGCCUAUGAACGGCUAUCCUGAUUUAGUGGUGCAGAUUGGGCUACAUAGUGUAAGACGCAUUUACAAACGGAGACAUGGGUUGAGGCCUUUGGGCCUUGAGGUGUUCUGCACAGAGAAUGAUCUUUGCUCUGAUAUCUACCUGAAGUUCUACAGUACUAAAGAAAGAGAUGAGCUUUACUACUACAUUGCAACUUUCCUCGAAAACCAUAUAGCGGAGUGCACAGCGGAGAGCUACAUGCUGCAGUGGCAGAGAGGUCACAUCUCCAACUAUCAGUACCUACUUCAUCUAAACAAUUUAGCAGACCGCAGUGUGAAUGACCUAUCCCAGUAUCCAGUGUUCCCCUGGGUCAUCAGUGACUACAGCAGCACACAGCUGGAUUUGCUGAACCCUGCUUCAUUUCGAGAUCUCGGUAAACCAAUUGGAGCUUUGAACACGGAGAGACUGGAGAGAUUACUGGAACGCUACAGAGACAUGCCUGAGCCUCAUUUUAUGUAUGGUAGUCAUUAUUCAUCACCUGGAUAUGUGCUUUUCUACCUUGUCAGAGUCGCUCCAGAGCACAUGCUUUGCCUACAGAAUGGACGAUUUGAUCAGGCAGACAGGAUGUUCAACAGUGUUGGUGAGACGUGGAAGAAUUGUUUAGAGGGAGGCACAGAUUUCAAAGAACUGAUCCCUGAGUUCUAUGGAAGUGACAGCAGCUUUCUGAAGAAUCUGCUAGGUUUGAAUCUGGGCAGGAGGCAGGGAGGAGGCAGAGUUGAAAAUGCUGAACUUCCUCCUUGGGCUUCAGAUCCAGACGACUUCUUGGAGAAAAUGCGUUUAGCACUGGAGUGUCAGUAUGUGUCUGAACACCUGCAUGAGUGGAUUGAUCUGAUUUUUGGCUACAAACAGAGGGGAAGUGAAGCUGUGGCUGCCUAUAAUGUUUUCCAUCCAUUAACAUAUGAGGGAGGAGUUGACUGCGAUAGUAUUGAGGACCCAGAUCAGAAAAUAGCCAUGCUAACUCAGAUAUUGGAGUUUGGACAGACGCCUCGACAACUCUUUGUCACUCCUCAUCCUCAGAGGAUCACUCCACGCUUCCACAACCUGUCAGCAACCACCAGUCUCAGCAGCAGUGAGCUAUCACCAUCAUCUCCAAGUAUGGAAUCAUUUGAGGACCUGACUGAGGAAAGUAAGAAAAUGGCCUGGAGCAACAUGAACAAACUUGCAUUGCAGUCUUGCCACAAAAUACAUAAAGAAGCAGUAACAGGCAUUGCUGUGACCCUCAGUGGGGAUUCCAUCUUCUCAACUUCUCAAGACUCCACAUUGAAGAUGUUCUCGAAAGAAAAUGGACUUCAAAGAAGUGUGUCCUUCUCGAACAUGGCACUGUCCUCCUGUCUGAUGCUUCCUGAUGAUAAGAUUGUUGUGUGCUCCUCCUGGGACAACAAUGUAUAUUUUUACUCCGUAGCAUAUGGAAGAAAACAAGACACUUUGAUGGGUCACGAUGAUGCAGUUAGUCAUAUUUGCUGGAGGGAUGACAAACUUUACACAGCAUCUUGGGAUUCUACUGUGAAGAUUUGGAAAUGUGUAGCAGAUGACAUCUCCAGUAAUAAAAGGACUCAGUUUGACCUGCUUUCUGAAUUUGAACAUGAGGCCGGGGUUAAUACUUUAGAUCUCGGCCCAGGUGGCACACUUUUGGCAACGGGUACUAAAGAAGGAACACUUACUCUUUGGGACAUUGACAACCCUCUCCCACUAAAUCAACUGACCUGCCAUUCUGGAAAGAUUCAUCAGGUGGCCUUCAGUCCUGACAGCAGACAUAUACUGAGUGUUGGGGAGGAUUCGUGUUUGAUGGUUACAGAUGUGCAGACAGGCAUGCUCAUCGCUACUGUACAUUCAGAGCAAGAGCAGAGGUGUUUCUGUUGGGAUGGUAACACUGUGUUAUCUGGAGGGAUGUCAGGAGAUCUCAGUGUAUGGGACCUCCUUAGCGGUAAAGUCGUCCACAAAAUACCUGCUCACUCAGGUGCAGUAACGUGUAUGUGGAUGAAUGGACAAUGCAGUACUAUCAUCACAGGUGGUGUGGACAAACAGAUCAUUCUUUGGAAACCAGAGUAUUAACAGUAACACUUCUAUGUUCGAUAAAACAAUUCAUUUUUCAGACCAUUCGGACCAAGGUCAAUUUUCAUCAUGUGAUUUCAUGGGACAAUUUGAACCGUACCGAAAUCCUCUAAAAUAGAAAUCUUGACAAUGUGUUUGAUACAGUGGGGAAAAUAUUUAUUUUAUCCCCUGUUGAUAUUGUAUAUUGUCUUUUUAUGGUUGGUUUAUUUUAACAUAUAGAGACAGAAUACCAACCAAAAAAUCCAGAAAAAAAACUAUAUAAUUACAUUAAAUAGUUAUAUAUAAUACAAUAUUAUAUAUUAGUUAUAUAAAGGUUAGACAUUUUUUUUUUGCAUUUCAGUGAGUGCAAUAAGCAUUUGAUCCCCAAGCAAAACAUGACUUAGUACUUGGUUCUGAAACCCUUGUUUGCAAG
Carassius carassius (crucian carp) is the source of this 3250-nucleotide messenger RNA. RefSeq names its product neutral sphingomyelinase (N-SMase) activation associated factor (gene nsmaf). The record is from RefSeq and is a predicted model, not a curated record. Lineage: Eukaryota; Metazoa; Chordata; Actinopteri; Cypriniformes; Cyprinidae. Bases 106 to 2838 code for a protein of 910 amino acids. The transcript has 31 exons. Gene Ontology annotation, molecular function: protein binding.